AUGGAUGCCGAUAACGAGAAGAAGAUCCUUGUUGAGGAUUCAACUACAACAACAACACAAAAGGAUGAGCCUGAAAAGCAGGCUGAACUUGGAGAUCUUUGGCGCGUCUUUCGAUUCGCCGACCGCCUCGACUGGAUCCUCAACUUCACGUCCCUUAUCUGCUCCAUCGCUUCUGGAGCAACACUCCCCUUGAUGACUAUUGUCUUUGGGCAAUUCACAGGCCGAUUUAGUGACUAUGCGAGUGGUAAGAUCGACCCCGAGGGCUUUCAGGAUGAGGUCAACACCUUCGUCCUAUGGUUUGUCUACCUCUUUGUGGGCAAACUUGUCCUCAGCUAUCUGGCCACUUUGACUGUCACAAUUUCCGGAAUCCGAACGACACGAGUACUUCGACAGCGUUUCUUGGAACACCUUCUUCGAACCGAGAUCUGGUACUUUGAUACGGCUAAUGUUGGAUCACCCGCGACGCAGAUGACCACCAAUGUUACCCGUAUCAACCAGGGUAUUGCUGAGAAACUGUCACUUCUUAUCCAAGGACUGGCUAUGUUCGUCUCAUCCUUUGUCGUCGCGAUAGCAGUUCAGUGGAAGCUGGCACUUAUCACUUUGACUGUUGUGCCUCUCUUCUUCUUCAUCAUUGGUGUCGGAAUGACCCUUGAUGCGCCUAUCGAAGCAAAGGUUCAGGGCAGUUACUCCCAAGCCAAUGUCUUCGCUCAAGAGGUUAUGGCUUCCAUCCGAACGGUCCAUGCCUUUUGGGCACAGGGCAGAAUGAUAGUGCGAUACGAUGACUAUCUCAAAGAAGCUCACGUCCACGGAAAGAAGAAAUCUUUCAUGUACGGUGUCAUGAGCUCAUCAACUUAUUUCUGCAUGUACGCUGGAAAUGCUUUGGCCUUCUGGCAGGGUUUCCGCAUGUACCAGAGUGGUGAGAUCGACUCUGUCGGUACUGUGUUCACCGUUGUGUUAUCUGUCUUGCUUGCAUCAUCGUCGAUCGGUCUUCUCUAUCCACAGGUCCCAGCCCUGGCCAACGGCGCGGCAGCAGCUUCCGAGCUCUUCAAGAUCUUCGAUAAGCCAUCCUCACUGGAUCCUCUCGGUGAUGAAGGCAAAGUCCCUGAGAACUGUCACGGCCAUCUCGAGGCACAGAACGUUUCCUUCUCAUACCCAUCUCGACCCGACACAAGCGUGCUCAACAACAUCAGUCUGAACAUCCCAGCUGGCAAAACGACUGCCAUUGUUGGGGCCAGUGGCUCGGGAAAGAGUACUAUAAUUGGUUUGUUGGAGAGAUGGUAUCUACCAACUUCUGGCAGCUUCCUCCUUGAUGACAUGGAUGUAUCCAUGCUUAAUGUCAAGUGGCUUAGGUCCCAGAUGGCUCUUGUCCAGCAGGAACCUGUUCUAUUCAGAGGAACGGUGUUUGAGAAUGUGGCCAAGGGCUUCACCGAGGCACAAAAGGCCCUGAGCCUUGAUGACCAGAGGAAGCUGGUGCAGGAAGCCUGCGAAGCCAGCUACGCUCACGAGUUCAUCCAAAAACUCGAACAGGGAUAUGAUACAUAUCUCGGCGAGCGAGGCGGUACGCUUAGCGGUGGCCAAAAGCAGCGAGUUGCCAUUGCACGCAGCGUGGUCUCUAACCCUAAGAUCCUUCUCCUUGAUGAAGCAACAAGUGCCCUCGAUCCCAACGCCGAGCGAAUCGUUCAAAAGGCCUUAUCGCGAGUUUCUCAAGAGCGAACCACGGUAGUCAUCGCGCAUCGCCUAUCAACUAUCAAGGACGCUGACAAUAUCGUCGUUGUGUCAGCCGGCCAGGUCGUUGAGCAGGGCAAUCACGAGGAACUUCUUGCACUCAAUGCUCACUAUGCCAGACUCAUUCGUGCACAGAACCUUACAGUUUCUGCGAAUGACGUUCAAAAGGACAUGGGUGCGAAGCAGGAUAUGAUCGAAGUCGAGACAGACGAGGAGGUGGCGCGCGUCAUGACAGCACAAACUGAGAAGUCCAUGGUGCUCAAGGAUGGAGAUGCCAAGCCGAAGGACCGCUCUAUUUUAACGAGCAUCUUCCUUAUCCUCAAAGAACAAAAGACCCUUCUCCCUCACAUCAUUGUCGCAGCACUCGCCUGCAGUAUCGCCGCAGCUACCUGGCCAGGUCAAGCUGUCCUGUUCUCCCGCCUUAUCACAGCCUUCUCUUCCAGUCAACCCUCUGCAUCAGAUGCCAACUUCUAUGCGCUCAUGUUCUUCGUCAUUGCCCUUGGUAAUCUAGUCGCCUACUUCACCAUUGGAUACAUCUCCAAUCAUGUGGCCCAAUCCAUCUCUCAUCAGUACCGUCUUGAAUUGUUUAGUCGCAUGGUCGUCAUGGACAUUGACUUCUUCGAUCGAACUGAGAAUUCAUCCGGUGCAUUGGCUUCAACAUUAUCCUCAGUCCCCACGAGUUUGACAGAGCUUCUUGGACUGAACAUCUAUGUUGUUCUCGUCAUGGCCGUCAACAUAACUGCUAGCUCCAUUCUUGCACUGGCGUAUGGCUGGAAACUGGCUCUUGUCAUGGUCUUUGCAGGACUGCCUCUUCUCAUGGGUUCUGGUUACUUCAAGAUUCGUCUUGAGUCUAGGCUUCAUGAGAGCAAUGAGGCAAGAUUUCGAGAAAGUGCCAGUCUUGCUAGCGAGGCUGUAUCCGCUCUGAGGACGGUUGCCUCUUUGACCGCCGAGUCUGAAUUUAUUCAGGCAUACUCAGAGACUCUGUCAAGCAUUGUCGCCCAAUCAGUCAAGUCUCUUUCGAUCUCAAUGGUUGCAUAUGCCUUUUCACAGUCAAUUGAGUUUCUGGUAAUGGCACUCGGAUUCUGGUACGGUUCACGACUCAUAUCUUCUGGAGAGUAUACAUCGGAACAGUUCUUCCUCAUCUUCAUGGGCGUUUUGUUUGCGGGCCAAGCUGGUGCCCAGUUGUUUGCCAACUUGGGUAGUCUCACAAGAGCAAAGGGCGCGGCAAACUAUCUCUUUAACCUGCGGGAGGAGCAGCCAGUCGUUCGAGAGACCUAUGAGAACAAAGAUCGAGGUCCUGAUCUUGACCAGACCAUCAGUGUUGAUAACGUCCACUUCAAGUACAAGAGUCGCAGUACCAAGAUCAAUCCAUCUCAGUUUGUUGCUGUUUGCGGUCCCAGUGGCUGCGGCAAAUCAACCCUGGUAUCUCUACUUGAGCGAUACUACGAUCCUACAUCUGGCAAGAUCUGCAUUGGCGGGCAAGACAUCAAGGAUGUUUCACCUCGUCUCUAUCGUAAUGAGAUGUCUAUGGUUCAACAAGAGCCUGUCCUAUACGAAGGCAGUGUACGAGAGAACAUCUUGAUGGGUCUCGACGGUGACAUUGACGAUACAUCUGAAGAGCGACUCAACGAGGCUGCUCGACAGGCCAACAUCCUCGAUUUUGUCUCAUCCCUUCCAGAAGGAUUCAACACUCCAUGCGGUGCCCGAGGCACAGCAUUCUCGGGUGGUCAACGUCAACGAAUCGCUAUUGCCCGUGCUCUUAUCCGCAGACCGAAGCUUCUUCUUCUGGAUGAGGCAACUUCGGCGCUCGAUACACACUCGGAGCAACUCGUCCAGGAGGCACUGGAACAGACGAGAAAGGAAAGCGGAUGCAGUGUGAUUGCGGUUGCGCAUCGACUUUCGACUAUUCGAAAUGCUGAUGUUAUCUUUGUGCUUGUUGGUGGAAAGGUUGUUGAGGUGGGAACGCAUGAGGAACUUCAGGCUAAGGGAGGUGUAUAUGCGGAUAUGUGUCAGGCUCAGUCUCUAGAUAGAGAGGCCUAG
Messenger RNA from Fusarium proliferatum ET1, 3765 nucleotides. RefSeq lists its product as uncharacterized. The record is from RefSeq and is a predicted model, not a curated record. Gene Ontology annotation, biological process: transmembrane transport. The transcript has 6 exons. Lineage: Eukaryota; Fungi; Ascomycota; Sordariomycetes; Hypocreales; Nectriaceae. Gene Ontology annotation, molecular function: ABC-type transporter activity; ATP hydrolysis activity; ATP binding. Gene Ontology annotation, cellular component: membrane. The coding region runs from base 1 to 3765 and encodes 1254 amino acids.